Messenger RNA from Tauraco erythrolophus (red-crested turaco), 405 nucleotides. The record is from RefSeq and is a predicted model, not a curated record. NCBI's taxonomy places the organism in Eukaryota, Metazoa, Chordata, Aves, Musophagiformes, Musophagidae.
AUGGGGUUUCUCUCUUGCUGUUGCAGGUUGUUUGACUUGGACCCUGACCUAUUGCCCCUUUUCCAGUACAACUGCAAGCAGUUUUCCAGCCCUCAGGAGUGCCUCUCUGCCCCUGAGUUCCUGGAUCACAUCAGAAAGGUGAUGCUGGUGAUCGAUGCUGCUGUGAGCCACCUGGACAACUUGUCCUGCCUGGAAGGGUAUCUCUGCAACCUUGGCAAGAAGCACCAGGCAGUCGGUGUGAAGGUCGAGUCUUUCUCGACUGUCGGCGAGUCCUUGCUGUUCAUGCUGGAGAAAUGCCUUGGCACUGCCUUCAGCCCAGAUGUGCAGGAGGCUUGGAGCAAACUCUACGGUGCUGUGGUGAAAGCCAUGCGACGUGGCUGGGAGACCCUUCCGGAAGGGGACUAG